CACUUGCACCCCAAAUCGCCUUAUGGUUGUUUAGACUUCAACGCUUUUCGCAUAUGUGCGGGCAUUUCUUUUCAUUUUUCGACAAACGCAGCAAAGCAACGAGGAACUGGGAACAAAAGCGGAUUUUUCAUCGAGAUUAUUGGGUCCCAUCUGGUCCCAGACCGUCUUUCCGCCGAGCUCCGAUCCUGUGAUACAGGUUUUGCUGCCGUCCUGUGACGGGAUUUAUCCUCUCAGCUGUUGGGUGUAAGGUGGAGAGGAAGCAAAGAUGCCUAAACCGAUCAAUGUCCGUGUGACCACCAUGGAUGCAGAGCUAGAGUUUGCCAUCCAGCCCAACACCACAGGAAAACAACUGUUUGACCAGGUGGUGAAAACAGUGGGUCUGCGUGAGGUUUGGUUCUUUGGCCUACAGUAUGUGGACAGUAAAGGCUACGUCACAUGGCUCAAACUAAAUAAGAAGGUCACCCAACAAGAUGUGAAGAAAGAAAACCCUCUGCAGUUCAAGUUCAGAGCCAAGUUCUUUCCUGAGGACGUCUCGGAGGAGCUUAUCCAAGAGAUCACCCAGAGACUCUUCUUCUUGCAGGUCAAGGAGGCCCUCCUGAACGAUGAGAACUACUGCCCUCCAGAGACGGCUGUGCUGCUGGCUUCAUAUGCCGUCCAGGCCAAGUAUGGAGACUACAGCAAAGAUGUCAACAAGCCUGGGUACCUUAGCCACGACAGACUGCUGCCUCAGAGAGUCCUGGAGCAGCACAAGCUGACGAAGGAGCAGUGGGAAGACAGGAUACAGACAUGGCAUGAAGAACACAGAGGAAUGCUCAGAGAGGACUCGAUGAUGGAGUAUCUGAAGAUCGCCCAGGACCUGGAGAUGUAUGGUGUCAACUACUUUGAAAUCAAAAACAAAAAGGGCACGCAGCUGUGGCUGGGUGUGGACGCUCUUGGCCUCAACAUCUAUGAGCAUGAGGAUAAACUGACACCAAAGAUCGGUUUCCCUUGGAGUGAAAUUCGAAAUAUUUCUUUCAAUGACAAGAAGUUUGUCAUCAAACCUAUUGACAAAAAAGCACCUGACUUUGUAUUUUAUGCUCCGCGUCUGCGCAUCAACAAACGUAUUUUGGCGUUGUGUAUGGGUAACCACGAGUUGUACAUGAGGAGGAGAAAGCCCGAUACUAUUGAGGUGCAGCAGAUGAAAGCCCAAGCCCGGGAGGAGAAACACCACAAACAGAUGGAAAGGGCCCAGCUGGAAAACGAAAAGAAGAAACGAGAGCAUGCAGAAAAAGAAAAGGAGAGGAUAGAGCGCGAGAAGGAGGAGCUGAUGGAGAGACUGAAACAGAUCGAAGAGCAGACAAUGAAAGCUCAGAGAGAGCUUGAGGAACAGACUCGUCGGGCCAUGGAGCUGGAGCAGGAGAGAAAGAGAUCACGGGAGGAGGCCGAGAGGCUGGAGAGGGAAAGACAAGCAGCCGAGGAGGCAAAGUCAGAGCUGGCCAAGCAGGCUGCUGACCAGCAGAAGACCCAGGAGCAACUGGCUGCUGAGUUGGCUGAAUUCACAGCAAAGAUCGCCCUCCUUGAGGAAGCCAAGAGGAAGAAGGAGGACGAGGCCACUGACUGGCAGUACAAGGCUCUGUCGGCCCAGGAGGACCUGGAGAAGACCAAGGAGGAGCUAAAGUCUGCCAUGACGGUGGUGCCCGUACCUCUAGGCGGCCACAGCGAGAGCGAACACGACGAGCAAGAUGAGAACCACGCCGAGGCCAGCGCAGAGCUCUCCAACGAGGGCGUGAGCCAGCUGGACCUCCGCAGCGAAGAGGAGCGCGUCACCGAAGCCCAGAAGAAUGAGCGGGUCAAGAAGCAGCUGCAGCAAUUUGUUUGCAAAGAAGAAACACGGGCCAAGCAAUGGCAAAUCAGGACAUUAAGUUCAGAGCUGGAACAGGCCAGAGACGAAACCAAGAAGACGCAGAACGACGUGCUACACGCCGAGAACGUCAAAGCGGGCCGCGACAAAUACAAAACUCUGCGCCAGAUCCGAUCGGGCAACACGAAGCAGCGCAUCGACGAGUUUGAGUCCAUGUGAGGGCCGGUCCUGUCCCAGCAGCCAUCUGGCUUUCAGGGGCACUGGCUCCAAGACUUUCCCCUGAAACGACUGCUCAGUGUUUUAUUUUUUUGUUGUUUUUUUUUUUUUGAUGGACGACAGACGCUGUCGUCCUCGUCUCCCUCAACAUAUCCAGGCAAUCUGGUGAAAUCCUCUCGUCAAACUUUUGCCAAACUCCUGUCCAACAUCUCCGUGUUGGGAUUCCUCCCUUAUCUGGAGCUGGAUACGCGCCACUCUGAACAAGCAAUUUAUCAUCUCCAAUCUCCAAGCGGAGAGAGAAAAAGAGUAAUUGUAAGACCAAGACUGAAAUUAUUAGAAUAUUUGUUUUGAGUAAACAAGGCCAUAGAAAGCUACUUUAUUUUCCCUAUUCUUUGUGGUUUUGCUGUCCUCAUCUUGUUCUUAAAUUGUUUUUUUUUUUAUUCCCCCUUCUGCUUUGGUUGACUCAUUUUAUCGAUGAUGCCCUUUUCUUUUUGUUUGUCAAACCCAUUAAGUGAGUUUAAUCCGAGGAAGCGGGUUAAGAUUUGGGGAAUUAGUGAGUUCACUAGCUCAUUAGCAGUCAGAGUGCUUCUGUUACAUCACAUCAAAACGUGUCAUGCAUAAUAUUUGCUAAAGAGCUGAGGUCAAUUGACUGUAUACACUCUAUUCAAACUAUAAUUUAAAGUGACAUUAAUAGAAAGAGGAAAAAAAAAGAUCCUGCAGUUCUUUAUUAGGUUGAUUACUGGAUGUAUUUUGAGAUUUAAAACGAACAAAUCCUUCCUGUGAAUGAAAUCGAAGUGAACUGACCCUCGCGGGGGAAAGAACCAGUUAUCACGCCGCAGGUUUUGACGAGUGAAUGUAGCAAAGGUAACAAAGGGAAGUUUUUUUUUUUAGUUUAGUCAAACACGUAGAGGUCAUAGGAUGGCAUGUAAUCAGCUUCUGCCACUGAGCUGUCACCCUCCAGGUUCAAAGUAUUAUGAAGAUAAGCUAAUUGGUAGUAGUGUUGUUGUUGUGUGUUUUUGUAUGCGUGUACUUUCCAGUUGCAUCCUAGUGUUUCAUUCCUGGUCACCAUCGAUGGUUUUCUCUGCCUGCCAGCUCACAAAGGAAUCCAGGGAAUUCAGUGGAGAGACGGAAAAACAGAUGGAUCAAAGAGUCCAAGCUGUUUGUGUCUGUCCUGGUUGAGUGUUUGUAACUGCAUGUGUGUGUGAGGUCAUUUCUGUGUGUGUGUGUCUGUGUGUGUGUGUGAUGGAGCUGAGACCUGGCACCUCUCUGGCUGGGGAGCUUAUGAAAACAUCGGUCCCGACCCGGGGCAUAUAUCUCUACCUCAGUAAUAAUAGCCGUGGUGGCUGUCAGUCAAACACUCUGAAUGCUCGAUCCCGUCCCUGCCUAAAAGAACGAAUCUGAGUCCUGAUGUUGCUCGUUUGCUGUUACAUCUUCAGGUGUUGCUCCUGCGCAGGCUACCCAGUUGCUUUCUGACUGUGGUUUAAGGUUAGAAGAGAAGAUUUAAGAUUUGCCCAAGUGAGAACAUGGAUCUGAAAUGUAGACCCAUCGUUACACGAGUCUCGCCCAACCUUGCUCAGAUGUUGCAGGUUGUUUAAACUGGAUUUUUUUUAUCCCGAUCAGGUGCUGCAAAUAUCUGAAUAUAAAUUGUAUUUUCAGAAAAGGCUAUGCGAAGUUGUCUAAUAGGGCCCUGGAUCUGCAGAACCACCUGUGUUAAACACUCCUUUUUUUAAAAAGAGGAUUCUUGUGUGCUUGGAUUAAAAUGGCCUUAAGUGUCUGCUCCUAAUUUCUGUCUCAUACAGUUUCACACUAUUGAAGCAACUUGCAGAUAUGGAGGGAGAUUUUGGAAAUGAGAGAUUAGUGAAUCUGUAAGGAGAUGAGUAUCAGAGCUGUUAAUGGAAAUGGAGAAAAAAGCCAAUUUCUUCCCCUAAAAAGUCUUUUUAUGAAUUGAAAUCUUAGAAGAAAAAAAGACAAGAAAACAUGUCCCAGGGUGCGUUUUUGAAAUGAGUGAACAUUACGAUUUUUUUUUCUGUUUUUUUUUUUUUAUUUUAGUAAAAAUAUAAUGAAAAAUGUUUAUGUAAUUUUGUUGUGCUCCACUUGACAGCUGAUAUAAGUUUUUUUUUUUUUUUUUUAUAGUCAGUUUUAAAGUUAAAGCACCUGUGUGAAACGAGACUGAAGGCUGCCUUUUGUGUUAAACUUCAGUGUCUAAGUAUUGUUUUACCAUCGCAGGUAAAAAAAGACAAAAAAAAUCCUGUGCUUCCAGCUCCUGUUUUUGUAUCAUUUUCAAAGACCCCAAACCAGUAGCAGGAUUUGGAAAUGGCUUCAUUGGAGGGGAAAACUCUUCCUGACAUGUCUGCACUCUAAAACCCUGCGCGUACGAGCUGGUAGGCUUCAGUUUGACUCCUUUUCUUCACAACGUCCCCUCCGAUGAAGCUGACGCCCGUGAUGAUGCCUGCUCUGGCACCAGCUGUCCGCUUUGCUUUGCUUUUCUUUUCCUUCUCGUUCCUCUUCCCUGCGUUGUGUUCAUGUUAGUACUCUUUACUAUAGGAGGCACAGGGGGAUUUCAGUCCUUUUCAUUGGUUCUCAAAUAAAAGUUUUAAAUUUUAAGGAUA
Molecule: messenger RNA, 4665 nt
Organism: Cololabis saira (Pacific saury)
Lineage: Eukaryota; Metazoa; Chordata; Actinopteri; Beloniformes; Belonidae
Product: radixin-like
Exons: 16
Coding region: 266-2059 (597 amino acids)
Biological process (GO): positive regulation of protein localization to early endosome; regulation of cell shape; regulation of organelle assembly
Cellular component (GO): plasma membrane; microvillus; apical part of cell
Molecular function (GO): actin binding; cell adhesion molecule binding
Source: RefSeq, a predicted model, not a curated record